This is a messenger RNA of Saccharomycopsis crataegensis, 1494 nucleotides long. RefSeq lists its product as uncharacterized. The record is from RefSeq and is a predicted model, not a curated record. The coding region runs from base 1 to 1494 and encodes 497 amino acids. Lineage: Eukaryota; Fungi; Ascomycota; Saccharomycetes; Ascoideales; Saccharomycopsidaceae. The transcript has a single exon.
AUGUUUAGCAAGUUCCCCAGGAAAUCAAAGCAGAAAAUGGGCGAUGAUCCAGAGCCCCCUGCCAGAGCCAGGAUCACCAGAUCAAAAUUUAAAGAAUCCAAACCUGACAAUAACCAGGAACAACAACAAGAUGAUAAUGGAGAAGAAGAAGAACAAGAAGAUGAUAAUGAUCGAGAAGAAGAUCGAGAAGAAAAUCAAGAUCAAGAUAAUAAAGAUAAUACCGAAGAUGAAGAUGAAGAUGAAGGAGAAAAAAUGAAUAUUGAUAUUGAAGAAUCCAAGCAGCGAAGCCCUCAUAAUAAUGCAUUCAAACAUUCAGAUUUCUCAUUAAAUGAUUUACUCAAAUGGGAUAAAUCAGAAGAAUCAUUAGUGUCAAUGUUAAAACUCCAAAUCGAAAGAGAACGAUCGCAACAAGAACAAUUGAAACUUCAAAACAUUAAGAAAACCAUGGAAGUGUUAAAUAUGGCCAUCAAUUACAAAAUCCCCAACGAUUCCAUCGCCUUGAUUUUCAAUAACCGUGUCCCAGUAUCUUUGGAAGACGCUAAAAGAAAACUUGUCGCCGCCCGCACUACCGCGUACAAUAAUAAUAAAAAUACUCUUCCAGAAAGAAGUAAUACUGCUGCUACUACCACCACCACGGCCCCAUCAGGAACCGUUAGUAAACCAUAUACCCAUACUCGAGGCACCAGCCGUUCACAAUCAUCAUCAUCGAUAUCCUCGCUGAGCACGUCUAACCAACCAACCACCUCGGUUUUUAAAGUCAAUAUCCCCCAACAAGUCCAGUACCAAUUCCAUCAAUGGCACCCAUCGAUCGGGUCUCGUAAAAUGGCCACCCUGCCCGAUGUGUCCACCGCCUCGUCGAUUCCUGGCGGGCAAAACCAAAGUUUUAUGACCACCAUUGGUUCCGGCACCACCACCUCGACUUUAAUGUCGCCAUCAUCAUCACAAAAUAAUAUCAGUACCUCCCAGAUUAUCCCACCGUUGAUGGGCUCGCCCACCCCGCGAUCGCCACUUCGCCGUAGCGUCGGCCAUCGACGUGGAUUAUCCGAUACCCUGGCAUUCAACCAUAAUGGACGACAAUCACAGUUCAUGGGUCCGUCAUUAUCAUCGUCAUCCCCAUCGAAAAUUUCCAAGUCCACCACCAUCACAAGCAAUAUUAAUCAUCAUAAUCAUCAUCAUAAACGGGGUCAUAAUUCAUCGCAUUCUCGCCAAGGAUCAAUCGAUGGCACCAUCACCAGAAAUUUUGUGUUUCCUUUGACUUCGUCCCCGGCCACCGGGGUCAGUGUUAAUUCAUCGAUAUCCCAAGGCCCAACGAUUUCUCAACCAUCGCCGGGACUUGUCCCCUUGAUGUCACAAUUCCAACAAGUGGCGAAUAAUCCUAGUGCGAUGUCUCAAAGACAACUCCUGCCAUCGAGAAACCCAAUCAAGGGGCAUAAGAAAGCGCAAUCGAAAACCGAUGUGAAUUUCAUGAUCUCGCCACCUGAUGAGCAUAUAUGA